AUGGAGCCUGGGAGGUUGCGGGAGACGGGGAGGCGGAGGCGGAGAAUGGAGCGGAGAACGGGGCCGAGGGGGGCCGAGAAUGUCGCCAAGGACGACGACAAGGACGACGACAAGGACGACGACAAGGCAGACACUCCGAAAGUCGUCCACGACGAGGAGGAGGCAAAGACACCUCGUAGAUGA
Anthostomella pinea is the source of this 183-nucleotide messenger RNA. Lineage: Eukaryota; Fungi; Ascomycota; Sordariomycetes; Xylariales; Xylariaceae. The record is from the annotation of a GenBank genome assembly.